ACCUCGACUCGAAGUGGUCGGUGGACGAUGUUUAACUGGACGCAACAUUGGAAACCUACUGAGGCCCUUAGGAGGAAAUAGUGGCCACAGGGGGCUGGGGGGAAGAGGGACAUUGAUGUGUCUCAAGAUUUGAAGGUAGUCACUUUCAGGGCUGCGCACCAUCUGUGUCCGAGGCGCUCGAGUGCCAGUUUGAAGAGGGCUCAUUUCGGGACCACACCCAGACCCGCCCAAGCAGAACAUCCGGAGUUGGGGCUGGGGAAAAUACGUACUUUAUAAACGGCCGACCGUCCAGUGGAUCCCCCCCCGGAUUUCGAUAAACCACUCUUAAAGCGACACCUGCAGAACAUGCUGUUGCUUUUCCCUGUCAUCGGGGAAGCGCUGUGUUGGUUAGGCAGCUCCUCCACCCCGAACAGGUCACCUGUCAAAGAUUUAUCAGCAGACGGCAAUUUCUUCACUGCCAAAAUGACAUCACUUUCCACCUCUGCCCAGUGUUCAACUUCUGACAGUGCUUGCAGGAUCUCUCCAGAACAGACCAAUCAGGUACGACCAAAACAGCCACUUUUGAAGAUUUUGCAAGCAGCAGGUGCACAAGGAGAAAUGUUCACUGUUAAAGAGGUCAUGCAUUAUCUCGGCCAGUACAUCAUGGUGAAGAAGCUUUAUGAUCAGCGGGAGCAGCAUAUGGUGUAUUGUGGCGGAGAUCUUUUAGGAGAAUUGCUAGGACGUCAGAGCUUCUCCGUGAAAGAUCCAAGCCCUCUCUAUGAUAUGCUAAGAAAGAAUCUUAUCACUUUAGCCUCUGCUACUACAGAUGCUGCUCAGACUCUCGCUCUCGCACAGGAUCACAGUAUGGAUAUUCCAAGUCAAGACCAACUGAAGCAAAGUGCAGAAGAAAGUUCCAGUUCCAGGAAAAGAACGGAAGAAGGCAAUAUUCCUGCACUGCCUACCUCACAUCAUAAAUGCAGAAGUUCUAGAGAAGAUGAAGACUUCAUAAAAAACUUAACCCAAGAUGAGACAUCUAAGCUGGACCUUGGGUUUGAGGAGUGGGAUGUAGCUGGGCUGCCUUGGUGGUUUUUAGGAAACCUGAGGAGCAACUAUACACCUAGAAGUAAUGGCUCGACUGAUUUACAGACAAAUCAGGAUAUAGGUACUGCCAUUGUUUCAGACACCACAGAUGACUUGUGGUUUUUGAAUGAAUCUGUAUCAGAGCAGUUUGGUGUGGGAAUAAAAGUUGAAGCUGCAGACACUGAAGAAACAAGUGAAGAAGUAGGGAAAGUGAGAGACAAAAGGGUGAUUGAAGCAGGAAAAAAUGAUGACCUUGAGGACUCUAAGUCCCUAAGUGACGAUACUGAUGUAGAAGUUACCUCUGAGGAUGAGUGGCAAUGUACUGAGUGCAAGAAAUUUAAUUCUCCAAGCAAGAGGUACUGUUUUCGUUGCUGGGCGUUGAGGAAGGAUUGGUAUUCGGAUUGUUCUAAGUUAACCCAUUCUCUCUCCACGUCUGAUAUCACUGCCAUACCUGAAAAGAAGGAAAAUGAAGGAAUUGAUGUCCCCGAUUGCCGGAGAACCAUAUCAGCUCCGGUUGUGAGACCUAAAGAUGUAUGUACAAAGGAAGAAAAAAAACCCAGACUUUUUGAUCCUUGCAACUCGGUGGAAUUCUUGGAUUUGGCCCACAGUUCUGAAAGCCAAGAAACAGUAUCAAGCAUGGGAGAGCAAUCCGAUAACCUUUUUGAACAGAGAACAGAUACAGAAAACAUGGAGGAUUGCCGGAAUCUCUUGAAGCCAUGUAGUCUGUGUGAGAAGAGACCACGAGACGGGAACAUUAUUCAUGGGAGGACAGGGCAUCUUGUCACUUGUUUUCACUGUGCUAGAAGAUUAAAGAAGGCUGGGGCUUCCUGCCCUAUAUGCAAGAAAGAGAUUCAGUUGGUUAUUAAGGUUUUCAUAGCGUAGCUGACUUAGUGGAUUGGAGAGAAAUAUUAACAGGGCCAGGUGUGUAUCAAAAUGCCAGUAUUGAGCAUCUCUACCUAGCAUAGCCCUCUAUAUCUAUUUAUUUAUGUAAACAUCUCUGUGUCACAUUUUUGCUUCUACACGUAGAGCGAAUUUGACAGUGAGUUCUUUAGAACUAGAUUAUCAAUUUGGGGGACGGACUCCCAAUAACAUGAAAAGAUCCAUUAACCACUUCAUUCUCUCUCUAAAGAUGAAGAUCUGGGAGAAGCAACUGCCAGUACAAACAAAAGUACUUUAAUUCAUUCACUUACCGAGUUACUUGAAGAUUUACUCUUCCUUCAGUUAAUUUUAUUCCCUAGCCUUUUUUUUCUCUUAGGGAAUGGUUUUAGGCACCCAGAUCCAAGAAAAGUAUUAGAGCUAACAGUGAAAAAAAAAAAAAAUCCAAACAAGUAAUUUGAUUAGUCCGGUUGUGAAAUGCUAUAAAUCGCUUUAUGGUUGCGAUUAGUCCACGCAGUUUGGAUAAGUCCAAAGAAAAGUCUUGAAAAACAAGAUAUUUAUCCUAUGUGUGCCUAGAACACUGAGCAUUUUUGCUAACAUAUCCCUGAAAGAAUUUUAAAAAGCUGUAUGUAACCUUUUGCACAUUUUACACCUUAGGAUAUGAUUAGCAAACAGAGUGUUCCCUUCUGGUGAGUUGUAGACACCUGAGUACCCAACCUAAAACAAGCUACUCCAAGGGGACGGUUUCUGUCCCUUGUAACCCUUCCCACCCAGUUUCUCCUCCAUUUCAUGGCUCUCAUUCUAGGGUAGUUUUCCUUUUGCACAUGUUUAAUGUGACAUCUAAAUUUUAAAAAUAAAUUUAAGUACUUAACAAAGGAUACCCUAUCCAGUAUAUUGUAUAUGUGCCUUAAAAAUAUUUUUCUCAAAGUCUUGGAGUUGUAGAUUUAGCUGAUUGAAUUUAUAGGAAAAGUCCUGUUAUAUAAAGUAGCAAAGCCUGCUCUCAUUUUAAAACUCACCAGCCAAAUCAGAUUCCAUUUUCAGUCAGAAAAUGUUUGACUUUAAUUCAGAUAAAAGCAUUAACACAUUUCUGGCAUAACCUUCUCAGUUACAGUUCUAAGAUAGAUGAGGUACAGAGUUUUUAAUCUAAGCUCUCUUUGCUUUACUCUAUCCUCAUUGUCCCUUAAAAAUUCUCCGGCUUUUUUUUUUUUUUUUUCUUGUUGUUCUUUUGUUUGAUGCCUCUAGGUUUUUUACAGUCUGAGGCAAUGCCCAGUAGUAAGAUUCUAGGUGGGUGUGAGUCAACCUUUCUUUUGGAAAUACAGAGUAUGGCAGUUGUGAAAAUGAAAAUAAUUAAAAAUGUUAGGUCUGAAGGAUCAUUAUAUGAGCCCAUAAAUCUUGGGGCAAUGCAUAUGGAAAUUGAAGAUCUUUAAGCUGAUGUUCUUAUAUAUAUCCCUGUCUGCCUUCCCCAUUGGAAAAAUCUCGAUGUAUGCCCAGGGGUUUGCAUAUGAGAUUUUGAAGACCAUAGCCUACUGGAAUCAGCAAAUUUAUGGAUCAUAAAAAUCACCUGGGUUGCUUGUUAAGAAAAACCCAAGUCAAAAAAAAAAAAAAGGAAAAAGGAAAAAAAAAACUGAAUUCAAACAGUAGCACCGUUUCCCCUCCAUGAAGGGGUUUCUUUCCAUUAGAGCGUGUGUUCUGGAAGCUGGUUAAGUGGUCCACAGACCACACUUUGGGAAGCCCUGCCCUAGAAAAGGGUUUUCCCAGUUACAAGAAGUACAACAAAGGUCGCUUUUAGCAUCUUAUUUGAUUUCUUGAGGGGGAGUUUUGUUGAAAGUUCUAGAAGUUUAAAACUAGAAUGCACUCUUAAACCCAGCCCCUUUUAUUUUGCACUUGAGGCUAAAAAGUUAAACGACAGCCGAGAGUCCAAGCUAGUGAUGCCUCUGUUACUAGAACCUAAGUCACUUGUAGUUAAGUCCCAAAACCAUGCUCACUUUCUUCUCAUUAUUUGUUAAAAUAUUUGAAGGGUGAUACUUGUGGAAUUUGGAUUCAGGGUGCUAAUCAUUGAAAUCUUGAAGAAUAUGAGUUGCAGUCAAAGUAAGACUUCCUUAUUAACACUUUCUUCCUAAAGAGAAAAGGCCAAUUAAAUACCAACCUUUCUUUCUUUCUUUCUUUUUUUAAAUUAACAUACUGUAUUAUUUGCCCCAGGAAAUGUCAGUCUUUCUUAUAUAUCCAGAUAAGUUACUCUUCCCACAGGGAGAGGACAGAUGAAGGUGCAGAGGAACCUGAACCCCUUUCUCCAGUAUUGUUCCUUUUCAGGGAAGGAAGCCUAGGUCUCUUGCUCUCUCUAAGUAUCAGGGACAAGGGUUUUCCCCUGGAAGCAGAAUGGGCCCUUGGACUGCAUUGUUUUAUUAGGCCAUAGUGCAUAAGCAAGUUAAAUGUCUGUCUUCCCUAUGUUCUCCCUAGUGCUCCUCUCUUCAGAACAGUGUGAUGGCCCUCAAUUUCGUCUGGUUUUUGCCAGUUAGGAGCUUUUGCAGGUAAUGACCUAAAAGAGGGACGGGGAGAGUAGGGGAUGUGCACUUGCGCCCUCUGAUUCUUCUUACAUAAAGCUGCAGGUUGGUUUUUUUUUUUUUUUUUUUAGAAAACUUAAGAGAAAAUUUUAAAAAUUUUAUUUGCCUCUGUAGAUACUUGAUGCUCAUUUUGGCACAUCCUCGCCUGUCACAGGACCCACUUCUGCUACUCAGCUUUCCUUCUUCUCCCCCUUGCUCACCCAAGUUUUUUACUGUUCCUGUUACCACUAAAUUCUUAGGAGAUCCCAAGCUGCGUGUUUGAGCUGUGCAUUUAGAAUAAACCAAUACUUGGGUUUACUGUCCCUCUAGCAAGAGCCCUGUGACUACAGCUGUUACAGAGAAAGAGCUGAUAGUCCUUUGCUUAUCUGAGUCCCAGGCCAGGCCAGGCUGCCGCUGCCGGAGCACAUUGUUUUCCUUCACCCAGAAUCCUUCCUUCGUGUCUCCUGGGAGUGUAGGACAGCAAGGAGGAUUCUGCAUUUCUUGCUGUAGAAUGGGUCGAGGAUCCUACAAAGAGCCAAAUAGUGCUAUCAGAGCAAUUCUUAACCCGCAAGAGACUUUACAUCAUCUUGAUUCCUCUUUGAUUUUGUUCUUUUUCAAGGCUACUGCGGUACAGAUGUAUUUUACUCACUGCCAUGAAAGUAACCUGUGAUUUGUAUGAAGUCUUCAUGAUAAACUCUUGGCUUUCUCCACACUACCGUUACCUUUUAGUCGUAGUCAGAGUGAACCAGGGCUCUGGUUUCUGGAGACAGUGCUAGUUUGCCCCUCUUCUCCAGCGGCCCGUCUGAUCGGUCUCCUUUUCUCUUUCAUUCUCAGCUGCUUGAGUUGAAAUCUUGAUUGUGAGGAAAGGCUCCAUUCCAAUAGGUACCCGAAGAGUUGACUGCUUCUGCUGUAUCAUGCUGUAGACUUAGGAUUAAGGAGAUCAUCCCACAUUAGUGCUAGAUUCUUUACUUUCUUUCUUUUUUUUAAAGUAAUCUCAAUGCUCAACGAGGGGUUUGAGAUCAGGAGUCGUACACUCUAUACUGACUGAGCCAGCCAGGUGCCCCAGUGCGCAAUUUCUUAUUUUAAUUAUCCUUUAAUAUUUAUGAUCAUGUUAUCCUGGACAAAAAGUUCACUGCAAAAACAAUGAACAUAUCCUCAGAAACCUUGAAUUUCUAGGUUACAGAUCAGAAUGUCUCCUGUCUCAUUAACUCACUGUUCUUGCACCGUACUUAGUAUAUUUGCUAUGUUUUUGUAUCAGAUACUUAAAUCAGACUUUAUAAAAAUCUUAAGACCAAGCCUUCAGAUGAUCUUUCCCCAAAGUCCAAUCCAAUCCUACGCUUGAACAAUGGAUCAACGUCCGCUGGGCCAGCCUACAAACUGUCAUGAACUUUGCUAAUACAAGGUGGGAUCACUGCCAAGCACUUGAAAUACAUGAUUGUGUUUUAAUAAUAAUUUAUGUAUAUCUAGGUGUAUAUAAUGCUUUGUGGGUCAUUUGUUUGUAAAAAUUUUAUUUUUAAAGGUCAGGAUAAUCUGUGGCAUUU
This is a messenger RNA of Lutra lutra (Eurasian river otter), 6016 nucleotides long. RefSeq names its product MDM4 regulator of p53 (gene MDM4). Gene Ontology annotation, molecular function: ubiquitin protein ligase activity. The coding region runs from base 346 to 1941 and encodes 531 amino acids. The record is from RefSeq and is a predicted model, not a curated record. Lineage: Eukaryota; Metazoa; Chordata; Mammalia; Carnivora; Mustelidae. Gene Ontology annotation, biological process: negative regulation of apoptotic process; regulation of cell cycle; protein ubiquitination. Gene Ontology annotation, cellular component: nucleus. The transcript has 12 exons.